UGUAAGAGCAGAAUCCCUCAACAGGGGAUAUCUAUUUUUCUCCCUUCCAGCUGGCUCUGAAGAGCCAUGUUUGUGCUGGAAGAAGGGAAUUCCAAGGAGAUUGGUGGCCCUUUUCACAGAGUAAGCAUUUUCCACAGGCGGGGUUAUGCCAACCAUUAAAUGACUAAUGUAUAAUUAGGAGGCUGGAUACUUAUAGUUGUCAUGUCCCUGGUGCCAGGGGAGUCCAGGACGACUGUGAAGGAGUGAGCAUCAAGGGAGGUUAGGCUUGGUCAACCAAGCCAUUUAUGUCUGUAUUUGUUUUUCUGUUCAGCUUCUGUGUUGGCAAUCUCAGGAGGCAAGUGAUUUAGCAGUGUAGACAGUGCGGUGGCUCUCCCUUAUGGCUUUUACAGUGAGUGUAUGGUAGAAGGUGCUGCCAGCCAGAAGGCCUGCUGUAAGGACACAAGUUGGACAGAAAGGGAGUGCUAAGAAAGGGAAAUUUAACACACUUCCUGUUCUGCUGUGGUGAAGAACAAGUCUUCUUGCCUGGGCCGGUUUAUCUGCUCUGUCCAUCUCUGCCUGGGGAAUUCUUUGAUGCUGAGCUGAUCAGAAGGUUAGAGUCUCCUUAUCGACUCCAUGCUUACCUCUGUUUGUUUUUAUUCCGAAGUUUGCUCUCUUAUUUUGCAAUAACCCACAGGGUGCUGGGUGUUGCGCCAGCCGUGCCUCAAUGAAGGAUCUUCAUUCAACACCUUUCCCUUCUCGUCACACCAGUCAAUGCGACUCCUGCAUUUUCCAGCAGCAUUCACUAAGCAGUCCAGACUUUAGUCAAGCUCUGGUUGGAGGACAGAAAGGCUACCAGACCUACCGGGAUCUACCAUGGGAUCUUCAAAAAAUACAUCAACCAGCCAUCAAAAUAAGACAUCUCGAACCAUGGAAAAUUGCUCUAAUUGUUAUUGGAACAGCAUUGGCAGCAGCCAUCACCAUUGGUCUCCUAGUUUAUUUUCUGGCAUAUGAUCAGAAGCUCUUCUAUUACAGUGGCAACAUAAAAAUCACCAACAUCCAGUACAGUAAUGAACUGUCCAGACAGACCUCAGGAAGGUUUAGAGACCUGAGCGAGAGGGUUGAGAGACUGAUGGACAAGACAUUUCACAAUUCCAUUUUAAGAAAAAAGUACAUCCGCUCACGCUUAGUCAGAGUGAGCCCGGAUGCUGAUGGUGUGGUGACAGAAGCUUUGCUCACAUUCUGGUUCUCUGCCACGGAUUGCAAAGAAGCAUUGCGCAAAAGAGUUGAAAGGAUCUUGUGGAGGGGCCUGAAAAAAUAUACUGGGCCCCUGCGAAUAGAUGUCAGAUCUUCUACCAUCUCAACUGUGGAGAGGAGAAGAGCAGAAGCAAUCUUCAAUGACAUCUGUGGGUUACGACAGAAUAGAUCAGUCAAGUCAAUAGCAAAAGCAACAUCCUUGCGAAUAGUUGGAGGUCUGUCUUCUGCAGAGACUGGAGACUGGCCGUGGCAAGCUAGUUUGCAGUACAAUAAUGUCCAUCGCUGUGGUGCAACGCUCAUCAGCAAUACGUGGCUCGUAUCUGCUGCUCACUGCUUCAGAGAAAUGAGUCACCCUCACAAGUGGACUGCUACUUUUGGAGCUCUUUUGAAGCCACCAACCUUGAAACGAUCAAUCAAGACUAUAAUUAUUCACGAAAUGUACCGCUACCCAGAACAUGAUUAUGACAUUGCACUUGUGAAGCUCUCUAAACAAGUUGAGUUUACGAGUAACAUACACCGUGUUUGUCUGCCUGAGCCAUCUCAGACUUUUCCAUAUAAUAUUUAUGCUGUCAUCACAGGCUGGGGAGCACUUACCAAUGACGGUCCCACUCCUAAUGCUCUUCAGGAAGCAACAGUGAAACUUAUCGACUCAAACACUUGCAACAAAAAAGAAGUGUAUGAUGGGGACAUAACACCCAGAAUGUUGUGUGCUGGGUACUUGGAAGGAGGAGUAGAUGCUUGUCAGGGAGACUCUGGGGGACCACUGGUUACUCCAGAUUCUAGACUGAUGUGGUACCUCGUGGGAAUAGUGAGCUGGGGAGAUGAAUGUGCCAAGCCAAACAAACCUGGAGUUUACACACGAGUGACUUAUUUCCGUGACUGGAUUACCUCAAAAACUGGCAUCUAAUUCUAAAAUCAAAAAUGGAUAUAAUUACAUAGGUUACAUGUAGCUCAUAAUGUCUGUACUCGUGAAAGGUUAUUUUUUUUUUUUAAUAUAUGUAUUCCUAUUAGUUUUGGUCAAAGCAAGUUUUGCCUGCAGCAAGCACUAUCUUUGCUGUCAGAGAUCCUAAGCUCUUGUGAAUUUAUACUAAACAUAUGAGAUUGCCUUCCUCAUCUUCAAGCUUUGAAGUGUUCUCAUUUUUAUCAGAAAUUAUAAACAGGUGUUAUUAAACUAACAUUUAAAAGCUAGCAAUUUACCUCCUUAAUAAACACAAACAUUUUUUUCAGGAAAUAAGAAAUUUUUUUCAGCUAUGGCUGAGGUCUGAAGAUGUCCACACUCUAAGCAUAGAGGAAGCUGAACCUUCUUCCUCCAGUGAAGCAAAUAUUGUCACAGUGUGUUUCUAGGAAAGUAAACCCUUGAUUAUUAUUCUUGUUAGAGAUCAUCAUCUGCACAGACUGCAUCUGAGACCCUGGAUACUCACCCUGCUCAGUGGUCUUCAUAGCUAACAGUGGAUCCGCCAGGACUGAGGGUAGGUCCAAACUAAGGAAGAGGAGGAUUUCUGUGCUUGCAGUUAGUUCAAUGGGACAAGACAAGAAGUUUGAUGUUCUUGUUAUAUAAAGCACGCUUUUAAACAGAUUUUUUUGGUAGAUUUUAUGAAGUUCAAGUUACUCAAAAAUGCUACUGUAGAAGUGCUUUGUUGCGAUGCUGUGCUGCUACUUCUGGAGCAAUGCCCUUCUCUACAGACUGUUCAACUCACAUCAUGCUAAUGAUGCAGAAACACUAGCUCUACCAAACUUUAUUUGUAAUGUGUGACCCCACAAACAAGCUCACUGGAAUGCAACCCAGCAUUUAAAUUUAUGCUAAAGGAAAAAUAAGUACUUGCCACAAAUAAUCUGGGAACUACCUUUUUACUUCAAGUCAAGAAACAGUGUGCCUUCCAAGGGCAUGCCAGCCAGCAGAAGUCAUCUCACUGCAAAGAAAAUAAAUAGUGAUAAACCAUCUUGUUUCAUUGAUGAUUGUGCCAUGGAUAAAUAUGAUCUUGUCUUUCGAGUCUGAAGAGCAAUUUCAUAUUGAAGAACAGUCCAAAUGGAAACUUCAGAGUAAACGCUAUCUUCAUAUGCAGAUUUUCCUACCUCUGUGCAUGACAUCUACUAGAUUUUUGGUGGAAGGGAGUCCAGUGACAUGACUAUUGCUGUUCCCUACAGCCCAGGCCUUCAAUAUAUGGAACCAAAAUGUCAAUCCAGUACUGUCUCCUUCUGCUGUCUUUGAAUGACCACAGGACUGCUUUUAGGCUGUGAAUACAGGACUCACGGGAGUCUGUACGAGACGUGAAAGAUGCUGCAAACCCCACAGCUAAAUUUAAAACAACUGAAAAUCUCUCCAGAGCAUCUCACCUCCUCUUCUGCUCAGGAUUGGGUCUCUCCUCAGCCUUUCUACUGUGCAAGCUCUGUAAUAAUCAGAAUCCAUGGGAACAGGAUGCUUAUCAUUUCCUGAAAAGUCAAACCCUGAAUGAAAAUGUACACAUGGAUGGAAAAUCCUAUGUUGAAGCCUUAAAGGGGUGGGAGAGAGAUCGUCUUAUUUUUCAGCUCCUUCCAGUCUUUUUUCCAUAUCUUUUGAAUUUUAGCUUAAAAAAAAAAAAAAAAAAACAACA
Molecule: messenger RNA, 3824 nt
Organism: Phasianus colchicus (ring-necked pheasant)
Lineage: Eukaryota; Metazoa; Chordata; Aves; Galliformes; Phasianidae
Source: RefSeq, a predicted model, not a curated record